GACGGCUCUCCUUACCCAUAGUAAGGAAAGACCAGCGGAGAACGACGACGUGAAAAUCGAACUUUAAGCCACCCUUUUACGUACUACACCAACGCCAAAUAAAGGAGGCGUUGACUACACCGACGCUACAGGCGCAGGAAGAUAGGAGGGCCCAGGUUGCCGCGACGUUUUGAACGUUUUGAACCUUUAAGCACCACCAUCUACAGGUUCUGUGCCAUUAUCCUUAAUCGAGGUGGUGUGGUCUGUGCUGUGGUCACCGCAUGUGAAUCGAGUGUUGUGCUUGUGCCUUUUGUGCGCCUAGCUAUUCAACAGAUUUGCAAGUCACACAGCCCUUCGAUGCAUGCGACUACUGAGGAGGCGUGAAAGUAUCGCAAGCUAUCGUGAAGUGCGUGAACUAGCUUGCUGUUAGCCAGUGCGCAGCAGAAUGAACAAUACUCUAGUCGGGCACAUGAAGUUGUCAGCGGCACGUUGGUGAGUUUCAGCGUCACAUUUGUUGUUGACACUGACAGCAAUGUGUGUGGGCUCUAUAAACAUUGUGACAAAGUUCCGUUAACUGGAGUUAUUCACCCUGCAUAUUCUGUUAAAGCCUCGUCGACACUGCGUUCUUUAACAAAGUCGCUUCGCACGUGAGUGCAGCCACAGAAAAAGGAUUGCCAUCAUGAGCGAGGAUGAUGCUGUUGGAAGUCAGAGCACCGUAGAGAAAUGUCGUAGACGAAAAAAGAAGCGCCAGCCACCUUUGUGUACUGCAUCACCAACUACUGAGGCAAACCCAACUUUCAUUGAGGAAGCGGACAGUAUUAACAAAAAGAGCACGAAAAAGAAACAUUGGGAAAUCAUUUAUGAUAUUGAUGAGCACAGUGAAGGAAAAAAGAAACAGAAACGUAGGAAAAAAUACGAGGGCGUUUCAGGGGAAAAUUCUGCUUUUGUUGAAACAGAAAUAUUUUCUGACGAACAUCCUGCAAUCUUAAAACCUCGCUUUUUCGCUAGUGAUGCAAUUGCGGAGGCGAGUCGAGGAGAAAGGAAACACAAGAAGGUGAAAAAACUAAGGUUGUAUGAAGGUAGCAACGAAGUUGUGCAGGUGCCCCGUGUUCAACAAACUGAGGUAGACACUGAAGUUCAUGGCAAUAAUGUAGAAUUACUUUAUGAAGGUCAUGAGCAUGAAAGAAAGUUGAAGAAAAAGAAGGAUGACCGAACUUGCAAAUAUUAUGUCACAGACCACAAAACAGUAAAAAAAAAAAAGCAUAAAGCACAGCAUGGCAUCUGUGGUACUGAGAUUGGCACGCUGCUUUACAGUGGCAAAACUCGUGAGUAUGACACUGCAAUGUCAAUUGCUGAAGAUGACCAUGCUAAACUUGAAGGUGAAAAUGAAGCCGUAAUCUCUGAUGCAGGCAAUAGCCAAUGUCAAACUUCAGGGACUCCAUCCAGAAAAAGGUACAUUCAGGCAGACAGAAGUGCAGAUCAGCAAAUGAAAAAUGUUAAGGACAACAGUACUCAUAACCGUGAAAGUAGUGCACUGCUAUCUUGCAUGGACGAUCUAAACUGCGAUGUGGCAUCUCAACAUGAAAAGAAAAUUUACAAAAGUGUUGCUGAAGGACAUGUUGAUGCAGCAGAGAAGAUACUUCAUUUAAACCCUGGUCACAAGUGGCCAAGUGAAGUUGGUAUAGAAAAAUCACUUCUUUGGGAGAUUGAUGAAGACCCAUAUCAAUGUAAUGAUGCUGACACUUAUACACGGAAGGACACAAGCCAACCAAAAGCUCUGAAGAUUUCCUCACAGAAAAAGAAACGGAAGCUGGUUAACCUAAGUGAUGAUGUUGCAUUUCUUCUGAAUAUCCAAUCUGAUAUCAAUGUGGAUUUACCUGAGGCAAUGCAGAACACGUCACCAGUGCUGGUACCGGAGGACUGCGGUACUGUGCAAAGUGCAGAUGCCAGUUAUGCAAAGAAAAAUCUGAAGCUUCACAGCUCCCGAAAAUUGGGAAAUGGCAUGUCAAAAGCAGGUGCGGUCAAUUUUACUUCUGUGUCCCCAAGACUUGAAAGUGCUUUAACAGGGGAAAGUGAUGCUCUGUUUAACAGCAAAGGCAGUGAUCCUGACACAUGUGGUGGGGACAUGUCUAAUGGUAUCGUACCAGAGCAGACACAGCACGCAGCUUCCUCAUCAAGCCUUUCUCCGGGCAUGUCUGGUUCAAAAAAACGUACACCAAUGUCUAAAUCUGACAUUCUACUGAAGCCAAGCAAACAGAACCAUGUGGAAAAAACUGCAGCAUUAAAUGAGCCAUGUUUUGACCUAAUUGAUGCAGCUCCAUCAGAAGCAUUUCGCAAGCAUGGAGAAGAGUCAAGCUCUCCUACUGAUCCGGAAUUUUUGGAAUACUUGAAUGGCAAACACGGCUUCCCUUCCAUCCACGACAAAACGAAGCCAUCACAAGAAGCAAUAAGGCGCUACAAGGAAGAGACAGGGCUUACUAUUGAUUAUGGAAAGUACACAGCUAAGGAGGACCGCACUCUGCUCAGGAACAUUUACGACAUAGCUAACUAUUACAGCAUUCGUUACCCUUACAUGAUUGUGGGACACUGUGGACAUCAUGACAAGGCUUUACAGAAGGAAGUCAAAGACUUGGUUAAAAAAGAGAAGCUGCUGCGAAUAUUGGGGAGAGGACUGCCACGCAGAACGAUCCAUUCAGCAUAUAUGCGGGCUCGUAUUCUGUUGAAUCCUUUAGGCCCUGGUGCAAAGGCAGUCCUAACUCCAGAGCAGAAGAAGCAGGUGCUGCUCCUGUAUGACAGGGUUGGACCAAAAUGGACUGAUAUGGCACAGAAGAUGGGCCUCGCAGCAGAGCAGCUGAGAAGUGCUUUUCGUUUCUUCAAGGAGAAAGAGAGUUUUGCAACUGGCAAGUGGGAAAGAUCAGAAGAUGACCUUCUCAAGGAGGCAGUUGAACUUCAGACUUGUGAUGUCAAGGCAAAACUGAAGGACAUUGACUGGCAUGCAGUUGCACGUCAUGUACAAAGUCGAAAUGCAGUUCAAUGUAAGAGGCGAUGGACCUUGAGACAGCAGGGACUUCAGGCUGUGAAUAGGAAGCGGAAGUGGAACAGAUUUGACUCUAUUCACCUGAUCUGCAUAAUGCAUGAGCUCCGUGCACUCAGGUCAUCUGAAGUUGACUGGGAAACUGUAGGAGAAUCAUUUCCAUGGGCCCCAUCUCCCUUGGUUGCCAAGUAUCAUUGGGAAAGCACACUGAAUUUUUAUCUCCCACCAGACAAGCGCAAGGAUUUUCAGUCUAAGGUAAAGAAUCUAUACAAGAUAGCUCUGCCAUCACUGCUUGAAAAAUAUGGGAAAGGAAAAACUUUGGAAGAAAUUAUAGCGCUCUCCAAGGCACCCUCCCCCUGAAAAGGUACCUAGAAAAGGCCAUGGCAACAUAUUUGGCCUGCACUCAGCAACUUGGUUGGCUCACUUGUAUUUGUGAAACUGCUUUUUCUGUUUUACUUUACCCAUCUCAUUGACAGAUCAGUAUUGUGCGUCUUAUACAUUAUGAAUUUUCAUAAGCAUGUAAAAUAAACUUUUUUGUUUACAUUGUUUAA
Messenger RNA from Dermacentor albipictus, 3564 nucleotides. RefSeq names its product transcription termination factor 1-like. Gene Ontology annotation, molecular function: chromatin binding. NCBI's taxonomy places the organism in Eukaryota, Metazoa, Arthropoda, Arachnida, Ixodida, Ixodidae. Gene Ontology annotation, cellular component: nucleolus. Gene Ontology annotation, biological process: termination of RNA polymerase I transcription. The record is from RefSeq and is a predicted model, not a curated record.